This is a messenger RNA of Syzygium oleosum, 1301 nucleotides long. Its product is annotated as NDR1/HIN1-like protein 13. The transcript has a single exon. Lineage: Eukaryota; Viridiplantae; Streptophyta; Magnoliopsida; Myrtales; Myrtaceae. Gene Ontology annotation, cellular component: plasma membrane. Bases 103 to 930 code for a protein of 275 amino acids. The record is from RefSeq and is a predicted model, not a curated record.
UUCAUGCAACCACCAAACCCUCCCCCAUGCAAGCCAAGCCAACCUCUUCUCUGAUAUCACAAUCCAUCCCUCCCACUUCUCUCCACCGCUCCCCAUCUCCCCAUGGAGGAGCGGUUCCCACCUCCUCCCAAGGCGGACAGCCAGCACGAUGGAGGCAGCGGCAGCGAUGGCGAUCACGAAGCCAACCCCGACCGCACUCUUGUCUCCAAUCCCCACAGUCCCGAGCACUCGUUUGCCUCCGACACCUAUGUCGUCCAAAUCCCCAAAGACCAGAUCUACCGUGUGCCGCCCCCGGAGAACGCCUUGAUUGUCGAGCGCCACCAGAAGCCCGCAGGGGAGAAGAAGCGGUCGUGCUGUUGUUCUUGCUGCUGUUGCCUUUUCUUGACCAUCGUCCUGAUUGUCCUCGCCAUCACCAUUCUUGCCAUCGUUUCCUCCGUUUUCUUCAAGCUGAAAAACCCUAGUUUCCAUGUCGACAAUUUCCUCGUCAAGAACCUGACGAAGUCGCAUGACAAAAAUACCAAACUCGUAUACGAUGUCAAAUUGAAGGUUGAGAACCCGAACGCAUAUUCGAGCUUUAUCUACGAGCAAGGUGGGGUUGUCUCGCUCGCUUUCAAACAAAAGGCGAUCGCGACGGGAAAGUACACGCCUUUCGACCAGAACCACAAGACGUCGAAGGCCGUGGAUGUCGUCCUCAACGGGUCAAAUACUGUGUUACCUAAGGAGAUGCAGGAAAGCUUGGCAAGCAAUCAAAAGACCAAGAAUCACGUGACGUUUGCGUUGAAUGUGAACGUCCCGGCUAGAAGGAAAAUUUGGAAAAUAGAGGGUUCGACCUCAAGGUACGUUGCUUUGUGCCGAUUCACGGUCGAUACACUGGGAAAAGAUGCUCGUGUUCUUUCCCAGGAUUGCGAAACAGAGCGCAAAGACCUUUGAGAAUACCAUCAGCUUAUUAAGAUGGCAUGGAUUGCAAGCAUGUACUUGACGUCGUGAAAUGUGACGAAAUCUUGGAAUUUAAAACGAUCGAAAUCGUCAUUUUAUGUGGCCAUUAUUCUUUAUUUCUCUUAUUUGAAGCUAGUGGUGAAAAAUGCGGUGAUAUUGCAAUUUAAUUUUUGCUAAUUCCCUUCUUCGACUGCAGUGUUUGCAAGGUCGAACCCCGAGGAGGGAUUUAUCUGAGUCCUUUCAUACCUCUUCUUCAUCUUAUAAACCCUAAAAUUUGUAGGGUUUGUCUUUUCAUUAUCAUUUUCAUUUGGCUGUAUACAGUUUCUCUCCACCGUGUAUAUGUAUAUUUCGUAUGUUUUUGCACC